This is a messenger RNA of Anisakis simplex (herring worm), 627 nucleotides long. NCBI's taxonomy places the organism in Eukaryota, Metazoa, Nematoda, Chromadorea, Rhabditida, Anisakidae. The record is from the annotation of a GenBank genome assembly.
AUGCUUGGAAGACCUUUGGUAGACAGUCUACCAGAACUGUUGUUGGUGCCGUCGAAAAGUUUAGUUCGUUUCGCGUCAACGAAUCCCUCUUCAUCGUCACCGUCUGAUGAGAAACCCGCAGUGAAAUCCACACCAAGAACGAAAUCCGUCUACGGUUGUGGCCUUGUUGCCUCGGGAAGUCUAAUGAACGGUUCGGCAGUCAAAAACGCCUUCAACAGUGAGGCAAUGGAACUGAAAAAACCAACGCAUAUCACGUACUGUAACUCGAAAGCAAUCACGGCGAUUGCGAGUGGCUUUGGAUUCUCGGUGUUUGCGUCCAGAACGAGACUCUACGGUGGUGGCGUUAAUAUUUUCAGCAACGAACUGAAAUCGGAUGGUUUCUGGUCAAGAGGUAGACGUCUCAUGUUCAACGUGAGCGAUCAAGAAGCGAGCGAUACGAAUGGUAGUGACAGCGGCGUUGACGCUGAUCCGGCAAGAGAGAAGAUUAUCGAUAUAGCGGCAGGACGAAGACAUUUUCUGGUGGCAACCAAUAAGCGACUGUAUGCUUUCGGCGAUAACGCUCACGGACAGUGUGGUCAAGAUCCCGAGAAAACGCAAUUUCUUCUGCCGAACAACCCGAAAUCUGCU